Molecule: messenger RNA, 1111 nt
Organism: Aspergillus nomiae NRRL 13137
Lineage: Eukaryota; Fungi; Ascomycota; Eurotiomycetes; Eurotiales; Aspergillaceae
Product: SUR7/PalI family protein
Exons: 2
Biological process (GO): fungal-type cell wall organization
Cellular component (GO): cell cortex of cell tip; plasma membrane
Source: RefSeq, a predicted model, not a curated record
AUGGUCUCGUUAUACAGUCGUCCCUCUCUACGUCAUCGUCAACACCAUUCCAACUGACAAUCCUAUAUGAAUUUGAGAUCUAUCAAUCAAUCAAUCGUUUGUCUUUCUACCAGCCCUACGACAACUGGGCCCGUCGCACGUUGCUGAGCCCAUGGCGAACCUCCCAUUCUUCCGGAAAGCUCCUCAACGGCCGGAGUACGGCCGCAGUCGCUCCAAAGUCCUCUGGCACCGUCUACUACGCUCCUUUCUCUACCUCAUCGCAUGGAUCUUCCUGAUCCUGGUCGUCAUUGGCAAUGUCUCCAACAAACCCGUCCUCCGCCAAACGUGGUUCCUCAAGAUUGACCUCUCCAACAUCAUCCCACUCUCCGUCCCCAAUGCCGUCCUGAUCAACAGUAUUGCUCGUUCUAUCGGUCUCCAUGAUUUCUACACCGUCGGUCUGUGGAAUUUCUGUGAGGGAUACAAUGAUAGCGGCAUCACCAAAUGCUCCAAACCGGAGACCCUCUACUGGUUCAAUCCGGUCGAAAUCAUCAUGUCCGAACUGCUCUCCGGAGCCACCAUUGCCCUCCCCGGAGACAUCACCGACGCGCUCAAGAUCGCCCGAAUUGCCUCCCACUGGAUGUUCGCCCUCUUCAUCCUGUCCACCGUCUUGACCUUCAUCAUGAUCUUUCUCUCCCCCCUGGCUACGUCGUCGCGACCCCCGCAGUCGAUCUCAUCGGACCCCAACGUUAACGCCGCUCACCCGGCCCACCGUCGCCGCACAUUCGUCUUCCUCCGCGCCUUCCCUUUCUUCCUUCUGACCUUCUUCACGGCCCUCUUUACCAUUGUCGCCUCCGUCGUCGCCACCGUCAUGUUCAUCAUCUUCAAGAACGUGUUCACCUCGGCGGAUUACGACCUGAAUAUUGAGGCGGAGCUGGGCACCCGCAUGCUGGCCUUCAUGUGGAUUGCGAGCGCCUGCAACCUGCUGUCGUUCAUUCUGCAGCUGGGCUCCUGCUGUGCGGCUUGUUGCGGGGGCCGGAAGGCCCGGAAGGCGCUGAAGAACGGCGGUGCGAAUGGAGUGUCGAUGCGCGAGAAGGAUGCUCAUAGUCCCGCAACGACCACCGCUACCGAGUGA